This is a messenger RNA of Amphibalanus amphitrite, 3607 nucleotides long. RefSeq names its product lutropin-choriogonadotropic hormone receptor-like. Gene Ontology annotation, molecular function: G protein-coupled receptor activity; protein-hormone receptor activity. Bases 141 to 2003 code for a protein of 620 amino acids. Gene Ontology annotation, biological process: G protein-coupled receptor signaling pathway. The transcript has 12 exons. The record is from RefSeq and is a predicted model, not a curated record. Gene Ontology annotation, cellular component: membrane. Lineage: Eukaryota; Metazoa; Arthropoda; Thecostraca; Balanomorpha; Balanidae.
AUAUCCAGCACGCUCCGGACCUUCGAUACGUGAGCCGGCAGGCGUGGCGCAACCUGACCUCCCUCAAGUCCCUGCGAAUAGUGGGCACGGGCCUGCAGGAGCCGCCGGACUUAUCCAGCCUUCAGUCAGAAGACAACAUCAUGCAUAUGAUUGACCUGGAUGGCAAUCAAAUCAAGCUGCUGCCAACAAACGGCCUGAGAGUGACUACCGAUCAACUGUCUCUAGCUAAUAACCAGCUGGAAUCGAUUUCGGCACUGGCUUUCAAUGGCUCCCUCAUCGGCACAAUCCAACUGAACGGAAACCUUCGUCUCAGUCACGUGGACCAGCUGGCGUUCAAAGGUCUCGGCGGACUCCGAAAACUUGACAUGUCGGAUACAGCGCUGACCAGCCUGCCGACCAACGGCCUGGAGGACAUCGAGCAGCUGUUCAUCAAGCGGACCGCGUCGCUGCGCACCUUCCCGUCCGUCUACCACUUUCGCUCCAUCCAGGAGGCGCACCUGACCUACCCGUACCACUGCUGCGCCUUCAACUUCCCCGAUAUACAGGACCCGGAGGAGCACCGCCGAUACCAGGAGUGGGCAGAGAAGCUGCGCAAGCUCACCAACUGCUCCCGGGAGUCUGUGACACUGUCGGCCGGCGGCGCGGGUGGGCCGGCCGUCUCCGGGGGCAUCUUCCACUCGGCUGUCUCCGAGGAGACGAGCCACCUGGUCUGUGACAGUGACCAGACCAGCCGGCUGAGGAGCGUGGUCUGUUCACCCACACCAGACGCCUUCAACCCGUGCGAGGACAUCAUGGGAUACAAGACGCUCAGAGUGGCCGUCUGGCUCGUGGUCGUCACGGCCGUGGUUGGUAACGUCGUCGUGCUGGUGGUCCUCAUCAACCGCAGCUUCAAGCUCACCACGCCCAAGUUCCUGAUGUGCAACCUGGCGUUCGCCGACCUCUGCAUGGGCCUCUACCUGCUCAUCAUCGCUAGCAUGGACGUGCACACGAUCGGCGUCUACUUCAGCUUCGCCAUCGACUGGCAGGAAGGACUGGGCUGUCAGGUGGCCGGCUUUCUGACCGUGUUCGCCUCGGAGCUGUCCGUGUUCACACUGGUCACAAUCACCUGCGAGCGCUGGUACGCCAUCACCAACGCCAUCUAUCUCACCAAGCGACUCCGCAUCACCGGUGCAGUCAGGGUGAUGGCAGUCGGCUGGCUUUACUCGGCAGUCAUGGCGGCCUUCCCAUUGGUCGGCAUCGGCAGCUACAGCAAGACGAGCAUCUGCCUACCCGUGGUGCAGGACGGCCAGGACCAGGCGGGCAUCGCGUUCCUGCUCUUCCUGCUACUGGGUAACUGCCUGGCCUUCCUGCUGAUCUCCUGGUUCUACCUGAGGAUGUACUGCAGCAUAUCCACAGUGGAGCGCGGGCUCGUCAGACCCAACGAUCUCAAGGUUGCUAAGCGGAUGGCUCUCCUAGUGUUCACCGACUUCGCCUGCUGGGCGCCCAUCACAUUCUUCGGCGUCACUGCCAUCAUCGGCUUCCCGCUCAUCAACGUCACCAACUCCAAGAUCCUGCUGGUGUUCUUCUACCCCAUCAACUCGUGCGCCAACCCGUACCUCUACGCCAUCUUCACCAAACAGUUCCGCCAGGAGUUCUUCCUGAUGCUGGGCCGGCGCGGUCUCUGCCGCCGCCAGGCGCUGCGUUUCCGCGCCGCCGGCACCCUCUCGCGGAACGACCUGCUGAAGCUGUCCAACGGCUCGCGCUCGACGCAGCCACGCAGCGGCCAGACGCUGCUCGAGAUGUCGUCGAUGCGCUGCCGGAAGCUGUCGGCAGAGUCGGGCGGCGCGCUGUCCGAGGGUCGCUCGGCGUCCGGCGCCGCGCCCGAGCGCAAGCCGAGCGGCCGGCGCGACUGUCGGCUCAGCCCGGUGCUCGAGGCGUCGCGCACCGCCGAGGCCAGCGUGGCCACUGUGCCGGCGCACCAGACCCUGCUGCCGGCCGCGGACCCCAACUCGGCGCCCACCUAGGGCUGUCACUCGGCCGGGUGGGCAGGGUAUUCAGUCAGACUGUGGGAGGGUAUCAGGGGUGGGUUACUGUGGGGCGUGUGCGCAUGAGCGUGAAGUGUUCCUGGCGGGCUGGGCGGACAGCCGGCCGCCUUGCAAUGUGGGUUGGUGUUAUCGGAUUGUGGUGAGCUGUUUGUCGUUUGCCGUGAGUCGCUACACUGUUCCUGAGCCAUAGAAGGCACCAGUGAAGUGGUUGAUGUAUGGCGGUCCUACGGCGCACAUGCUUGUUCAUCGAUCGUAGGGCCAAGAACACUGCACACACACGUUUGACGAAAAGACGCCAUUAUUUGUUAUGUGAUUUUCAUUCAUGUACGUAAAUAUCGUCCAUUAUGGUAUAAGUAGUUAUUCACGGUAUGCUACGUGCGCGAUGGUGAGGAAUACGCCACGCUCUUGUAUUGCACCGUUCAGUCCGGCGAAUAUCUGGCUCCUUGCGGCUCAGUCGGGUGGAUUACGGACUCAGACCGGCGAAUAUCUGGCUCCUUGCGGCUCAGUCCGGCUCAGUCCGGUAAAUGACUGACUGAGUCCGGUAAACGAGUUAUAUCUGCAGCUGACAGAUAAUUUGGUGCGAAUGCAACGAAAUCGACCCCUCUUACAUAAUUGUGUACUAUUCCUCCCCCUUUCCAUCUCCUCUUGUGUUACCUACACUUCCUUCUUUCUUUUCCUGUGCUCAGUUUCUGUGUGUCCGUUUGCUAAGCAUGCUAUCCUUAUUCGAUGUCAUCAUCCCUUUCAGUAUUUCUCGCUAACCUCAUACGCACCUGUUAGUCUGUCUGCCUGUGUCUGUCUGUUUGUAAAACAAACAACAUGUUCCCUCCCUCUCCCCCCCCCCCUCUCUCUCUCUCUCUCUCUCUCUCUCUCUCUCUCUCUCUGUAGUAGUUAUGUACUCUUUCUCUCCCUGUCCUCCUUGUCCCCUUUCUCUAUCUGUCCCCGCGUUUCCCCCGGACCGUAGGCGGUGGUUCGCUGUUCGCACACCCACGUUGGGGUGAUGUGUAAGUGUUGCCCUUCUUCCAUAUUACAGCGAGGAAAGACACAUCGCUGCGUCAAACGUUUGACGUUGUAUGAUGACAUUCUGUGAGGUACGACGGCAUCGGAGAUGCCGUCUGUUUUGUGACGUCAAUUCGUUUUUAUUUUGCAUGAGACUUCCCUUCCGCAUUGCUCAUACCUAAGCAAGGCCCCGUUCAAGAACAUUGAAGAUGUAUUUGAGAAUCAUGAGUUAUGCCGUAUUGGAAACGGGAUCGGGAUGUAUUGCGUGUCGGUAGAACGUUAUAUCUCUGUACAACUGUAUUUGGACGCCAUUUUAGACGAAUGGGGAUUGUAUUGAGCGAAAUAGUUCGUUAUCGAGAUGCUGCUUCUAAUAAAACAUUUUUCCUAACCAUAUGACUGAAAGUUAUUCUGCACAUGACUUGGGGGGUCUCUACAGGUCUCUACAGAACCGAAGUUCGUUUUUCUGCAAUAUCUUCAAAACCGCUCGACGCAUUCACACGAAACUUUCAGUCUGGGCUUCAGAUACAUAAUAGCCAUUUUCACGACACUUUCCAGACCUAUCAAAUUAUCAAAUAGGUUCCACCGCG